GCACCGAUGUCGCCGAAGAAGAAGGAGGCCGCCUUCCUUCUCUCCGCCGUCAAACCGCCCCAAACCAGAAACGAGCAGCAGCAAAGAGGCAUGUCGAGCUCCUACGAUUGGCAGCCGUCCUUCCCGUCCUCCUCCCGCUUGUCGCGAGAGCAGGAGACGUCCGUCAUCGUCUCCGCGCUCGCUCACGUCGUCUCCGGCUACGCCACCGCUCCCGCCCAGCUCCCUGUUGCCGAAACCUGCCGCAUGUGCGGCAUCGACGGGUGCCUGGGCUGCGAGUUCUUCUCCUUCGACGAGGACGAGGUAGCCGUCGCGGCGUCGGAGAGCAGAGGAUCUGGCGGGGCGAGGAAGAGGAGGAAGAAGAAGAAGAGUAAGUACCGCGGCGUGCGGCAGCGGCCGUGGGGGAAGUGGGUGGCGGAGAUACGCGACCCGAGGCGGGCGGUGCGCAAGUGGCUGGGCACGUUCGUCACCGCGGAGGAGGCCGCGCGGGCGUACGACCGCGCCGCGCUAGAGUUCCGCGGCGCCCGCGCCAAGCUCAACUUCCCCUUCACGGAUCCGCAGCCGGCGGCGGCUACCCAAGCGGGGCGACUCAACGCGUCCUCCACGGCCGGCCACCCACGAGUCUCGCCACUGCAGCAAGAGAAGCCAUCGAUGGCGGAGCGUGGAAUGCAGGAAAUGAUGAAAGUGUGGGCGCUUAUCGUAUGAUCUGGGACGUGGUGGCGCCGAAGGACGAUGACGACGAUAGAUAUCUGUGAAUUCCAAACGACA
Musa acuminata AAA Group (dessert banana) is the source of this 765-nucleotide messenger RNA. Its product is annotated as ethylene-responsive transcription factor ERF109-like. Lineage: Eukaryota; Viridiplantae; Streptophyta; Magnoliopsida; Zingiberales; Musaceae. Gene Ontology annotation, biological process: ethylene-activated signaling pathway; regulation of DNA-templated transcription. The record is from RefSeq and is a predicted model, not a curated record. Bases 7 to 702 code for a protein of 231 amino acids. Gene Ontology annotation, molecular function: DNA binding; DNA-binding transcription factor activity. The transcript has a single exon.